Messenger RNA from Sinocyclocheilus rhinocerous, 1691 nucleotides. RefSeq names its product G protein-coupled receptor 143 (gene gpr143). The transcript has 9 exons. Gene Ontology annotation, molecular function: L-tyrosine binding; L-DOPA binding; L-DOPA receptor activity. The record is from RefSeq and is a predicted model, not a curated record. Bases 86 to 1321 code for a protein of 411 amino acids. Gene Ontology annotation, biological process: G protein-coupled receptor signaling pathway; cell surface receptor signaling pathway; regulation of calcium-mediated signaling. NCBI's taxonomy places the organism in Eukaryota, Metazoa, Chordata, Actinopteri, Cypriniformes, Cyprinidae. Gene Ontology annotation, cellular component: melanosome membrane; plasma membrane.
CUCGUGAUUCAGUCGCAGUUCAGAGUCAUGAAAGACUUUCUCUCUUCUUUCCUUUCCUCCUUCUGUUCUCCGCCAGAGCUCCAUCAUGGCCUCUCCACGUCUGGAGACCUUCUGCUGCCCAAACCGCGAUCCGGCCACCGAGUUCAUCACCGGCUUCCAGCCGGCGCUCUUCAGCGGGAUCUGCUCCUGCAGCGCCGCUCUGAGCCUCGCCUUCACCGGCCUGCAGCUGCUCCCCAAACACCGGCCCUUCAGACACGGACCCCCGCACAAACCAGCCUCCGCGCUCCGGAUCCUCUUCAUCAUCAGCGUCUGCGACCUACUGGCCUGCGCAGGAAUGGUGGUCCGCUCGUCCGUCUGGCUGGGUUUUCCGGAUCUGAUCAGCAGGAUCUCCGCUGGGAACAGCACUGACGUCUGGCCGCAGGUGUUUUGUGUCGGCGGCGCGAUGUGGAUCCAGCUGUUCUUCAGCGCCUCCUUCUGGUGGACCUUCUGUUACGCGGUGGACGUCUUCCUGGUGGUGAAGCGCUCGGCGGGCAUCAGCACGAUCGUCCUGUAUCACAUGAUCACGUGGGGUCUGACGCUGCUGCUGUGUGUGGAGGGACUCGCCAUGCUUUACUACCCCUCCAUAUCCAGCUGUGAGAACGGCCUUCAGCACGCCAUUCCUCACUACGUCACCACAUACGCUCCCAUGCUGCUGGUGCUCCUCGUCAAUCCAGUGCUGUUCACACGGACCGUGUCCGCUGUGACGUCGCUGCUGAAGGGUCAACAGGGAAUCUACACCGAGAACGAGAGACGACUCGGAUCUGAGAUCAAAAUACGCUUCUUUAAGAUCAUGCUGGUCUUCGUCAUUUGCUGGCUGCCCAACAUCAUCAACGAGAGUCUGUUGUUUUAUCUGGAGAUGCAGGACGACGUUAAAGCCGGCGAUCUGAAGAACGUCCGUAACGCCGCGCUCAUCACGUGGUUCAUAAUGGGGAUCCUGAACCCCAUGCAGGGGUUUCUCAACACGCUGGCGUUUCACGGCUGGACGGGGCUAAACGUGGACUUCAGCCGGCAGAGACGGCGCGAGCUGCCCUGGGAUUCGGCCUCCACAUCGCUGGCGGGUGGAUUUACGCCUGUCGCCGGAUCGGCGCUGCUCUACCAAAGCCACGUGCAGGAGAUCAAGAAGAACCUGAGCGCCAAUGGACAGCAGCAGCCCUCAGACGCCAUCAGUGCCCUGUCUGAAGAUUCAGAGUCUAGUACAGUAGAAAUCCACAUAUCCAGUGAGCAGCGAGAGUUUGAGGAUGUAAAGCCAAACGGAGCAUCACUGGAGAUUUCUUCAGGCUGAACGUGCCGCCGGCCUCAAACACGCUCUCUCAUACUCUCCAACUUCUGACUCACAAAGACCAAACAAGCCUUCAUGCAUUUCUACAAUCAAUCAAUCAAUCACUUCUGUCUCCUGGCCUGUUUGUGCUGUUGAAGGUUUCUCUGAGACACAUAAUUCAGUACGAAACUUUGAUUUGAAUCAAAAGUGCAAAUAUAAUUUGUCUUUAAAAUGUCAUUUACCAAAGGAUCACACUGUAAAAAUGCACUAUUAUACAGCACAUAGAGAUUGUGUAGACAUAGCUGUUGCUGCUUGUUUUAUACUGAAUUAAAAUUAUACUUAUUAAACAUACUUCAUUUUAUGCUCUCAUUAAAGAUGAAGCGUGUCAUUUUUU